GCGGACGAGUCGCACUGAAAUCCAGGAAUCCCUCCCACAGCGCGGGGGAUCUCGACGGCAUCACGUGAUGCUAUAUAAAUCCUUGGGUCCGUUCACGAUGUCUCCAUCCAGCUUCUCAGCGACGACGACAAGAAAGGAUUCCAACUGAAUGGUUGGCAGCCACUAACCCCGGCAUCUCUACUCCGUACCGGGUACCCCGAACUUUUAGCAAACCGGCUCAGGGCAUGUCCCAGCAAGAUGGGGUUUCUCCCUCACUGGCUUCUAUAGAAGCAACGCCGCCACCAACCUACGGAACACUGAUCACCACCACUACUUCGGGUGAACACCCAUCAACCUCCCCCAUUCCAGCCCACAUUGACUCAUCUUCAAGGCCAAAAUCGCCGAACUCCGGUCAAUCAUCAAGCGCAACAUCAAGUAAAGUCCUGAUUCCGAAGCUUUCGGCAACCACGACGGAGCUCCUUGCCCGGGUAGCUGGUAAUAUCAAAGGAACACAGCAGCAGGCGCAGAGAUAUGAUCAAAACUCCGGCAGCUGGACUUCUUUCCCGCUUAAUCCAGAUUUGAAUGGCUCCAAUACUCCAGUGGCUGACACAAUGAGGGCAUCGUCAACUCUUAUCGAGCUACCCACGGCUCCCUUCGUGUACUCCAACAACAAGGUAGAGCCGCCCGCCGUUGCCCAGAAGGGCACUUCCGUGCCGCCUUCCUCGAAUGGGAAUUCAGUGAAGCCCCCUAGUCUGCUUAACAUUGCUCCGAAACCAACAUUGGCACCACCAUCCUCAACCACGCCAGUUCCCUCUCAGCCAGCAGAUACCAAGAUACAGCUGCCACCGUCGCAACCCCAGCCACCAACCCCGGCUACUACCAACCCUGCCACGAUAAAAACAUCGUCCCCAUCAGGAACUUUAACAACCAAACAAUCUAAGGCUCCCUCUAAUACCCGUCAACGGAGAAGCACUGGGACUCGGAAGAGACGUUCCAAGAAGCGUAGACGCGGCCAUGACAGCGAUGACGAAGUCAUCAGGGCCCGCGACUCGAGCUCGGAUGAAUCGGAUUUUACGCCAACUGCCACACAAACCAAGUCUGGCCGACACGUGAAUAGGCCAUCCCUUUAUAUGCCUACCCCGGCUUCCCCGGCCGCUAUCAAGGAGAAUGGCAACACCCUGGGCGGCUCGGAUAAACUCCAUGAGGCAUCUCGGAAGCGCAGACGUGUCUUCCGGAAAGGGAAGGACGCGAACAAUAUCACCUGCGUACAUUGCCAGCGAGGACACAGCCCUCCAAGUAACGCAAUUGUCUUCUGCGACGAGUGUAAUCGGGCAUGGCACCAGCGUUGCCAUGAUCCUCCUAUCGAGAACGAUGUUAUCGCUGUGAAAGAGAAGGAAUGGAUAUGUCUCGAAUGCAAACCUGUGAAGAUCUCCAUCACCCAUCCGACAGUCGUCAGAAGCAACCCAACUCUAACUUCUGCAUCCCUGCCGCCACCUGUUCAUACCCCGCCAGCACUCCCAAAAAUCGAAGUGGCGGGAGAGCGCUUUACCGCGGAUGACCAACGGAGAUUCUUGUCGGGUCUCUCGCAUGCCACACUGGUCGAGCUCCUGCUCGCCAUCUCAGAUCGCAACCCUACAGUCCCUAUUUUCCCCGAGCAUCUGAAGACCCUGCCGCUGUCGAAUUUCCCCUUUUCACACACCAUAAUGACUACUACAGCUGCUACCGUACUUACCCCCUCCCCUUCCGUCUCAACAAACACGGCCCCCGUUACCUCUACUUCGAAUAACUCCGCAUCUACUCCCAGCGCAGAAACCGACAAACCAAGCGUGGAGCCCGCUUCAGAACCCACAGGAAAGAAACGCCAUCAUUAUGAGUCUUCCGAUGACGAGUCCGAGUAUGAUUUCCAGGACCACCGUCUAUACCCUCGAGCUGGGAACGGAAUUCAACUUUCAACCAACCCUGAGGAUCUAGAUAUCAUGCAAGAAGACCCAGCCUGUCCUACUUUCAGCUAUACAUUACAUAAACGUGCCCAAGCAUAAGUCAAAAAACUUUAACAGGCGUGCUUGCGUCGUUCUUUUCUAUAUUUAUAUCUCCCUCGAUUGUCUUUUCUAUUUUCUAUCGCAUAGUUGCCUUACAGGGUUAUAGGUGUACUGGUGCGGUUUUUUUUUUUUUCCCUCUGGGGUUCUACCAUAGAGGAUUGAUUAGGCUUGGGGGUUACUGUGACAUUACUUACAUUGGGAAGCGGAGUUGCAAGGACCAAAUACACGCCGGCUGGGGUUUUUGGAGUAGCGAGUUAUGUUCUAUAUUUAAUCAACGCUUCCUUGAAUGAAUAAGAUUAAAAAAUUUGACA
Molecule: messenger RNA, 2329 nt
Organism: Aspergillus ochraceoroseus IBT 24754
Lineage: Eukaryota; Fungi; Ascomycota; Eurotiomycetes; Eurotiales; Aspergillaceae
Product: phf1/phf2 family PHD finger domain-containing protein
Exons: 1
Coding region: 225-2018 (597 amino acids)
Biological process (GO): regulation of DNA-templated transcription; chromatin organization
Cellular component (GO): nucleus
Molecular function (GO): DNA binding; chromatin binding
Source: RefSeq, a predicted model, not a curated record